Molecule: messenger RNA, 3060 nt
Organism: Limanda limanda (common dab)
Lineage: Eukaryota; Metazoa; Chordata; Actinopteri; Pleuronectiformes; Pleuronectidae
Gene: gltpd2b
Product: glycolipid transfer protein domain containing 2b
Exons: 4
Coding region: 527-1453 (308 amino acids)
Biological process (GO): ceramide transport; intermembrane lipid transfer
Cellular component (GO): membrane; cytosol; cytoplasm
Molecular function (GO): ceramide 1-phosphate transfer activity; ceramide 1-phosphate binding
Source: RefSeq, a predicted model, not a curated record
CUCCAACUGACCAGGAAUAUAGACGCAUAUAGAGAAGAUGAAUCUGGAGGAAUAGGGGCUACGGGUGGACAAGCUACGUUGGCUCUACUUUAUCAGCCAGGGUCUGCACUUGGAUGAUCUCUGGACCCACAGAUUGAGCAACACCACACCAAGAGGCAGGCAGCUCCAAAAUAAUCAUUGCGAAACAAGGGCAGGGUAGAAGGAAGACGUGAAUCACAGAGAGUGAAAAGAAAAGCAAAGUUGCGGGAGAGCGUGAAUAGGGAGAGCAGCAGCUGUAAAAGAGUUCAACAUUGAUUCAGGGCUCUUUUAGGCACAAUGGUGGACAGAGGAUUGUGUCUGAGGUUUUGGGGAGGAGUAUGAAAGAUUUGAAAGGAUUUGGGAGGGUGGGGGGUCAGAGGCACGGGUCCGGUAGAGAGUAAUUGUGGUGACAGCCAGUGCAAGGGGACGAGGACUCAUGUGAGACACAGAGGAAUUAAAAGGUAAAAGACAAGGAGAGGAACUGGCAGACCCAGAAACCGAACUCAGUAUGGGUGUGAAGCGAAAGGCUGCUGCAGCUAUCUUAGUCCUGCUGCUGUUCCUCGGCUCCCUGUGGCUGCAGGGAGGUUUGGAUUACCAGUGGGAUUCCUGUCUCAAAGGUUAUAAUCAGGAGAAUAAGAUUCACCAGCUGUCCAACAGCAGUGGGGCUGAUGGGGCUGAGGGUCUGUCGGUCGUGGACGAGUGCCCCGGUCAGACCUUCCAGGUGUCAUUGCUGCUCACCCACCUGUCGGAGGCGCAGGCUGAAACCUCGGACGUGCUGCUGCCGCCCUAUCUGUCCAGCUGGGAUGAGCUUGUGAGGUUUAUGGAAGCUCUGGGCCCGAUGGUGGGACUGAUAUCUAAAGAGAUAGAAACCAAGACCUCCAUUAUUCGCCAAUUGGCCCUUUUGUCGGACGGGAAUCCUGAGGCAGAGCUGGGCCCGGAUUUAAACUCAAUAAAUUCAUUUAUCACAGAGGCCUGGACGAAGAACAGUGUCGAGGCCACACAGCACGUAGAUGCUUACCGCUCUGUGCGCUCCAUGAUCCGGACGGAGCUGGACCGAGGCGUGGUGGACUUCAAUCACCAGACGGACUCUGGAUGCCGGACUCUUCUGCGUCUGCAUCGGGCCCUGCUGUGGCUGAAGCUCUUCCUGGAGAAGCUGGCUGAGACGCCAGUGGCCGGCCGCCUAAGGACUCCCUCGGACCUGUGUCGCGAGGCCUAUAAGAGCACGCUAGCCAAGCACCACACCUGGUUUGUGCGGAAGGCAGCUGAGCUGGCCUUCAUUGCCAUGCCAGAGCGGGGUUUCUUCUACAGGCUGGUGUGCGUGCAGGACCAGGAGGAGAUGAGCUCGAUGCUGAGAAGAGUGGUUAAGGCCAUCGGAGAGGUUUAUGACAGGACUGAGAAAGCCCUGGAGGACAAUGACAUGCUAAACUUGCCAUAGAAGAUGGGACUAUCAGACUGGACAUAGAGCCUCUACAGCUGUGUUACCAUGUUUUGCACUGUCCUCAUAGUUUCUCGUCUGGCAACUAAUUAGGUCUUGAAACGAGGAAACAAGAUUGGGCUUGAUUUAUUUUCAGCAAAGGUUUACAAGUGCCAUUUAUUCUUCCCAUCUCACAUAGCAAAAUUUUUGUGUAUGCUAGAUUCGGGCCACAAUUAAGCCACAGCAAAACCGCAAUUGGUUUUGUUUAGGCCAUAUUCACCAUUUACAACAUGGGCCACUUGUUAUGAAGUAAAGCAGGAACUAGACCCAAGCACAAGACUUAUCAAAGUAAAAUGAAGGUUUGCAGAUUAUUACACAGUGAAGGAUUCAGGCAAAGAAGGUCUCUGACUUGGACAUUGUACUUGGUGUGGCGUGCUGCGUGGUGUGGCACGGCACGGAGGCGUUUUUUUGUGAUCAGCAGGUGACAAGAAGCUGGUCUUCAGGCAGACUGAAUGUGCCAGUGACCUAACAGACAGGCAGGCAAUGUCCAGGCAAGGAAACUAACCGGCGGGCAGGUUGGUACACAUGGAGCGUAUCCAGACAGAUUAACAAACGUAGGCAGCAACCAGAAUGAAACCAAUACUGAUAGACAAAAGCGCUUAGUCACACUGUGUUAUCUGAUGAUGAGUAGAUUCUAGUCCAGGGUGUUUAUACUGCAACGGGUGUUCAGUGGAAGUGAGCUGCAGGUGUGCCAGGGACCUGCAAGCAGAAACACGCCCAGACCUGCCAUUCCAAUCACACACACCCAUCCCAAGCAUGACGCACCAAUCACAAUACACACACACACACAGGGUUGGGAUGGGUAGCCGUCGAACCACUUUAGAUUUACAUCCAGAUUAAACUUUGCCUAAAGCGUCUCAUGUUUGCCAAGAAACGCCCAUAUUUGUUUUGUGAUACUCAGGCCAUGUGUGCUUUUAAUCAAGUUGGCCACUUUAGGCUCACAUUCCUUUUGUUCGGGCCACAAGAAGGCCAGAAGUGCCGGGUUCAUUGCCUGAAGUGACCCACAUCCGUGUGCCAUCUGCGAACCAAAGUGCUGUGUCAACAAUCAAGAAAAUCAGUGAAAAAAAGCCAGUUCACUGUGAACCACGACAUUCCUUAUCAAACAAAAACACUUCUGGACUUGUCCUCGCCUCAGAGGAAGUUUGAAGCAAGCGGGUAAUGUUUUUAGGCCUGCUACACACCGAAUGUGAAUUAUUUAAUAAACUGCUGUGCAUGGUAACAUGAACACAAUCACCUCCGCUGUAACACAUGUCACUGAGGAGCUGAUUAUGUCAUGGACUGUACGGUUUAUGUUUUUGUGCCAACCCCCGUCCGUAUGUGAUUGGUCAUUUUUAUGUUUGUACAUUUCAAAUGUUAUUGAAAAUGACUGCUGUUUUAAUUGGGGUUAAAUCUUGGAGAGUUAGUUUGCUACCUCACAAUGAGCUAGGUUUAAACGCCUUGUAGACGGAACAAAUCUGGGACCAAUCCAGCCAGAUCGAGUGGUGUUACAUGAAAGAAUAAAAUCCAAUUUAGAGUAUGCAGGAUGUUUUUGUAUGGUGUACAGAAUAAUUAAAUAUCUAUAAAAUGAA